This is a messenger RNA of Thyridium curvatum, 3138 nucleotides long. RefSeq lists its product as uncharacterized. Gene Ontology annotation, biological process: DNA-templated transcription; positive regulation of transcription by RNA polymerase II. The transcript has 4 exons. NCBI's taxonomy places the organism in Eukaryota, Fungi, Ascomycota, Sordariomycetes, Thyridiales, Thyridiaceae. The record is from RefSeq and is a predicted model, not a curated record. The coding region runs from base 1 to 3138 and encodes 1045 amino acids. Gene Ontology annotation, molecular function: sequence-specific DNA binding; DNA-binding transcription factor activity, RNA polymerase II-specific; zinc ion binding.
AUGCCGAUCGACUCGCCGCCCACGUCCAAGUCCCAUGCGGCCAAGCGACAGCGCCAAGCGUCGCCCGACCGGGGCGACUCGCCGCCGUCUAUCGCUUCGGCCGCCGGCGGAGGACCCUCCCCGGCCAGCGACUCGGCCGCCCACGACGGAGGGAAGGUCGGCCAGAGCAGCAACUUCCGCAGCGUCAGCGCCUGCACGCGCUGUCGCCACCGCAAAAACCGCUGCGACCAGCGGCUGCCGAGCUGCGCGAGCUGCGAAAAGGCUGGAGUCCCGUGCAUUGGCUACGAUCCCAUCACCAAGAAGGAGAUCCCACGGAGCUAUGUUUUCUACCUCGAGUCACGUAUCGAACAGCUCGAGGGCCUCUUAGCCGCCAAUAACAUCCCUUUCCCUCCAGCCGCCGACCUUGGCUAUUGUUCCAAGCCAGGGCAGGAUCCUCAGGCCCUCAAGUCGCCGACCGAUGCGCGGUCCGCGCCAAAGGAUGUUCUCGAGGCUGCUGCGCGCCCUCAGCAGCAACACGACGAAGAGGACGAGACCGGUCGCGUAAAGACCUUGGCUUCCAGAACCGGAAUGUCGAGAGUUCCCGAAGCCUCGAAUCCUCGCUAUCUGGGGUCGACCACCGGCAUCUCAUUUGCCAAAGUCGUCCUUGCUGCUGUUCAGUCCUCGGUCUCAGAUCAGAGAUCACUAUCCGACAAGGGCGGCAUCAAACCUUACAAACCUCCCAUGGGUCUCGGCGGGACCUCGAUGAGAGAUUCUUUCUUUGGUCUGCACACGAAACCCACGAUACAUCCGGCGGCGUUCCCCGACAAGCGACUCGCCCUGAAGCUCGUUAACUUGUAUUUCGAGCAUGCCAACCCCCAGAUCCCGGUUCUUCACAAGCACAUUUUCAUGCGCAUGUUUGAGCAAGCGUACGCCAGCGAAGGGCGGGUGCGCGGGGCCAAGGAGCUGUAUAUGCUCAAUAUGGUCUUUGCUAUCGGCAGUGGCAUAUUUGUGGGCGAUGCCGCCAAGCAUGCUACGGGAGAAGCGCCGGGUACGCGGUACUAUCAGCCUGAAGAGUAUCACGCCAGUGCCAUCGUCCAUCUCGAGGCCUGCCUGAACAACAGUGGUGGCGGAGUUGAAGAGCUGCAGGCUGUCCUGCUGCUGGCCAAUUUUGCACUCAUUAAGCCGGUGCCGCCUGGCCUAUGGUACAUUAUCGGUGUUGCUGUCAGGCUAGCCAUCGACCUCGGGCUUCACUAUGAGGAUGGCAAGGACCUCGAUGCCGGCCUUCACGAGGUACUUCCAGAGGCGAAAGAUCAUUUCCUUCGCGAACGAGGGCGACGGGAAUACGUUCGAGACCUUAGACGCCGCCUCUGGUGGUGCACCUACUCCUUGGACCGGCUCGUGAGCGUCUGCGUUGGGCGCCCUCUCGGCUUCUCGGAUCUCGUCAUGACCACCGAGUUCCCCUCCCUCUUGGAGGACCACUACAUCACGACUACAGGCUUUACGAAGAGUAUGCAGCCGCCAUUGGAACCAACCUACAAGCUAGUUGCACAUCAUUAUUUCCGCCUCCGGCUGCUUCAAUCCGAGAUCUUGCAGGUCCUGCAGUAUCAGCAAGCGCAGAUUGCUCGGGCCAAUGGAAGGAACCGGCAGGACCAUUUCCUGCACCCAAAGCUGCCUUCGCCUUUCCUCUCCAAGUUUGACUCUUUUCGUUCAUGGCGGGUGGACAUUGACAAAAGAUUGUGGAAAUGGAAACUCGCGGCCCCCUCAAAGCAGGAGACCGGCGUCGCUUUCUCAGUCGAGUUCUUAGACCUGAACUAUUGGCAGGCCAUCAUCCUUCUGUACCGGCAAAGCCUGAGCGUUCCGGCCGUUUUCGAGGGCGAGUACAACACGUCUACCGAGUUUAACAGCCCGUCUGUGCACAGUAUUGAGCCGUUGGAGGACGAGGACCGGGUGUAUCUCAAGGUUGCCGAGGCCGGUCAGAAGAUCCUUCGUCUCUACAGACAGCAGCACCUUUUAGGGCUUGUCAACUACACCUACUUUGCGACACACCAAAUCUUCACCGCCGGCAUCUCGUAUCUCUAUGCCAUCUGGCACUCGCCCGUGGUACGGAGCCGACUCACAAUGGACGAGGUGGACUUCACUGUCCUCGCAGCCAUCUCGGUGUUCAACGACUUUAUCGAAAGAUGUCCGCCCGCAGAGGCCUGCAAGGACGCCUUUGACCGCACCGCCAAGGCCACCAUCAAGAUGGCCAAUGCCACGGGCGGCUUUGGCCCCCUGGGCGUCGAGCAACAACAACAACAACAACAACAACAACAACAGCAGCAUGACUUUCCCCGCCAGGCUGGCGACUCGUCAUCAAACGUGUCGUAUCCCCCCCAUCCCCGACACCACCGUCGCAAAUCCGACCACUCCUCCCACCGCGCGAGCCUCUCGACGACGGCGUCGGACGCCUUCUCGGCGGCGACGAGCGCCGCGCCGUCGUCCCAGGUGUCCUCCUCCAUCCCGCACCACGCCACCCAGUACCGCGUGCUCAAGUCCGACCCCGACCUCUCCUACCCUACCACCAUGCUGCGAAACCCCGCAGCGCCUCCCCCAGCAGCACCGCUCAGCAACGCGAGCUCCUCCGAAGUCGCCGUGACGCCAGAGGGCCUAUCGUCGGCGUCGAUGCCGAUGAAGCCCUCCCCCCAGCUGGGGAUGCAGCUUCACGGCAUGCCCCCCGCCAGCGGGCCCCAGAUGACGGGCAGCUCGCCCCUGACGACCCAGGCCGUCGCCACGGCGAGUUACCUCUCUCAACAGCAGCAGCAGCAGCAAGCGCCCAUGUUCGCCCCCAACGCCGCCGGAGGCAUGGUGGACCCGGGGGCGGCGGCGGCAGCGGCGGCGGCCCUCACCUUUGCAGACUUCCAGGGCAUGGACUGGCUGCAGGGGUUCGGCAUGCCCGGCGGCGGUGGCCUGCCCGGCAACGGCAGUGGCGGCGGCGGCGACGGGAUGCUCCUCGACGCGCCGCCCAUGGACUUUGGCCUGGGCCUGGGCUGGGAGGGCACGCACCACGACUUUAGCGAGGGCCAGAACCUCGACAUCUUUGACGGCUACUUCUUUGGCGGGCAGCAGUCCGGCGCCGCCGGUGCCGCCGGCGAAGGCGGAGGGGGCAUGGAGGGCAUGUGA